AUGUCACAGCCACAAGUCACACCGACGACCAUGGUCGAGGACAUCGUCCGCACCUACCCACGCGACCUCAAGCGACCCAAACUACGAGUGGCCAUCGUCACCGAAAACUUCCUCCCCAAAGUCGACGGUGUCACACGCACUCUCGCCCGCCUUCUCGAACACCUCAACAAUGAAGGUCACGAAGCCAUGGUGCUGGGCCCCGAGACCGGCAUGCGUCAGUACGCCGGCCAUCCUGUCGUUGGCACCUUCGGUGUGCCUCUAAUCAUCUACCCCGGACUCAAGCUCAACUUCAUGCGACCGCGGUUCGUCCGCCGCCUGCAACAAUUCAAGCCGGACGUCAUCCACUUUGUCGAUCCCAUCUGGUUGGGAGCACAGAUGUUGCCCGCCGUGCAAAAGUGGCUGCCCGAGGUACCCUGCGUCUCGUCUUAUCACACCAACCUGCCUACCUACGCGACGCUCUUCGGCAUGCCGUGGCUAGAAAAGACCAUGUGGAACCUAACGCGAAACCUGCACGAUCGAUGCGAGAUCAUCUUUUGCCCCUCGGAAAGCACGCGUCGUAUGUUGAGGGAGAAAGGGUUCAGCAACGUCGAGAUUUGGUCUCGUGGUGUUGAUACCGAGCUGUUCAACCCUCAGGCGAGGGACGAGAACUUGAGGGAGAGCUGGGGUUGCACUCCUAAGCCUGCCAACCUGCGCUUGCCACUUUCGCCUUCAGUGGCUGCUGCUGAUGCGGCCGCCAAGUUUGGCUCGGACCACGCUGCUUUGUCGCACCUGGCCGGAAAGCUCGGUGUAGCUAUCGUACACCCGAACGGAAAGAGGGGAAGUGCUGGUUCUGAGGAUGAGAGUUUCAUCAGGACGCCUCCCACGGCUGCCACUUCUCCCGAAGUCUCCUUCUCCCCACCUCCAGCCUACGACAGUCUCAGCGGACUUCCCGACCUGCCCUCAUCUGCCUUCCUACUUCCACCUCCUGCCCUCCCUGCCGCCAUCGCGAACUCCAUCCCUGCCAACCUGCGCGUCGAGCCCGAGUCCGUCGACUCCAAAACCGUCGUCCUCUACGUCGGUCGCAUCUCGUGGGAGAAGAAUCUACGUCUGCUCAUCGAAGCAUUCAAGCUCCUUCCCACCUCUGUCCGAUCCAAAGCCAAGCUCGUCUUCGUGGGCGACGGACCUGCACGAGGCGACCUCACCCGUCUCUGCAACAAGCUCGAACUGGACGCUUCCUUCAUGGGCCACCAGAAAGGGUCUCGUCUGGCGGCCAUGUAUGCCUCUGCUAGCAUCUUUGCUUUCCCCAGCUUCACCGAGACGUUUGGACAGGUGGUCUUGGAGGCGCUCGCUAGUGGACUGCCCGUCGUAGGGUUGCACGCGGAGGGAACAUCCGAUCUGGUCAGUCAUGGUCGAACUGGGCUGUUGUUGGACGUGAACGCGGUGGCAAAGGGUAGCACGGUAGGCGCGGCUGAUUCCCGACCUGCUACACCUGGUGCUCGCGGCCUCAACAGAAACGACCGCAGUGCUUCCGCCAUCGCCAUCAACGAGUUCGCCAACGCUGCCUCCAACGCGGCCUUCAGCCUCCGCCCGCCCACUUCCCCCACCAAAUCUACCACCUCUUCCACCAACCCUGACACGGUCGGCCUCGCCUCGCGCAUCCCUGCCACUCUCGACUUUAAGGCAUCCAUGACACCCAACACACCAUGGUUCCACCAAUGCGCCAAAUCCUACUCGAUGCUCCUCGAACGACUCAUUCUCGAUCGUCAGACACGAGCACUCAUGGGCCAGAGAGCUGUGCUCCACGCCUCGCGCAAAACCUGGUGGGAUGCUAUGGACGCUCCCGUCCGCGGUUACGAACACGUCAUCACCCAGUCCGGUCUGCAGAACCUGUCUGAUGAUGAGUUGGAGGCUUGGAGGAACAGGCAGAGGAAGAACGCCCCUUUGACAGGUCCAAGGAUCAAGCUGGUGGUGGCGCUGUACGUGAUGUUGUUCGCUUGGUUGCUUUGGUUGCGUUUCUUCAGCAAAUAG
Pseudozyma hubeiensis SY62 is the source of this 2007-nucleotide messenger RNA. RefSeq names its product glycosyltransferase. Bases 1 to 2007 code for a protein of 668 amino acids. The transcript has a single exon. Lineage: Eukaryota; Fungi; Basidiomycota; Ustilaginomycetes; Ustilaginales; Ustilaginaceae. Gene Ontology annotation, molecular function: glycosyltransferase activity. The record is from RefSeq and is a predicted model, not a curated record.